AUGCCUCUCGACAUUGAAGAAGACACAUAUAGUUUGGUUGGGGAAGCUCUGGAUCAAGAACUAGCCCAUCUUGAUCGAAAUGGAUGGAAUACCCUUGGUCAAAUAAGGAAAAGUGCCGUCAUUCGGUGGUCUAUGAUUACAUCAAUGAUCCGCGAGGAUGCUCUAGAAACCUUGCUUGGUCGAAAUCUCUCCAACGUGGCAGAGAGAAUCAGUGAACUACAAGCGAAAAUCGACCAUGCAUGGAAAGAGCUUCCUUCUUUUCUUACAGUACCAACCCAGGAUCUGUGGUUGAGAGGACGACCAUGUCAUGAGGUAGACGCUUUACAUCAGAUUCGUCUGUGUUAUCUAAAUACCACGUUUUUGAUCGAAUGGGCGGCCUCUCGACAUGGCCUUAACAACUCUGGUGCUUUGUUCGUGAACGCUAGCGAACUUCUUGCGUGGGUCAACGAAGCUCUCGUGAGGCGUGAGCAACUUUCCGAGCUGGGCCUAAUCUCUCUAGCAUGGAGGGUUGCUUCUUGCGCUUUACCUGCUGCGGGAGCUAUUGCCUGGUACCUUUUACAAUUCAAACUCGAUCCUUCGUCAAGACGAAGCAGCAUUGAAAAUCUGUCUGUCCUGAUUGCUCAUAUGGGCGUUUUACAUGACCCUGGUGAUGGUAACUACCAGCUAUUCUGCCAAGCUAAAGGUGCCCUGCAAUCUGCCAUGGACACUAUCCUUGAUCCUCCAAAUACAAGUCAGCCCGAAAGUUCGUUGAACAUGCUGUCUUCGGCCGCACUAGCACCAUCGCCGGACUGGAUGCUUUCGGAUUAUCUGGGGCUUGGAGUGGAUUCUUGGAUCGGUCUUCCAGAUCGUGGUUCUUUUAUGGCAAUGGACGACAACAUGCCCUACUGA
Talaromyces atroroseus is the source of this 888-nucleotide messenger RNA. RefSeq lists its product as hypothetical. The transcript is spliced from 4 exons. The coding region runs from base 1 to 888 and encodes 295 amino acids. The record is from RefSeq and is a predicted model, not a curated record. NCBI's taxonomy places the organism in Eukaryota, Fungi, Ascomycota, Eurotiomycetes, Eurotiales, Trichocomaceae.